This is a messenger RNA of Dovyalis caffra, 1242 nucleotides long. Lineage: Eukaryota; Viridiplantae; Streptophyta; Magnoliopsida; Malpighiales; Salicaceae. The record is from the annotation of a GenBank genome assembly.
AUGGAGAAAGAGCCUCUACUUCCAUACCUGAGCCCAAGAAAGAGAACGCCACAACCACCGCUGCCACUUUGUACUCUCCCCGAAGACGAUGAAAUCUCUUUACCUCUCCCUCUAACUCCUUCUGAACUUAAAGACCGCCUUAUUUUUGGCCCAUCUUCUGCUUCUCCUAGAGACCCUUCUCCUCUUGUUGAAGCCUUGACACUUUCUCUCAAUUCAUCAAUACCCUCCCCUUCUAAUCAAGAUUUUAACUCAUUUCUUGAUUGUCCUCAGUUGCAACAUCAGCAGCAGCAGCAGCAUCAAUCUUGGUUAGUUGAUCCUAAUCGUUCAUGGAAAAAAACCAAUCUUCACAGGUCAAAAACUGCGCCUGCUAUGGCUGUCAUCAAUGAUUUUAACCACCCUGCUAUUACCAAGCCUAAGUUUGGUUCUCAAUCAAUAGUACGUCAAGCUUUUGUUCUCUUGGUAUUGUAUUUGUCUCUUGGUGUGCUUAUAUACUCUUUUAAUCGUGAUAAGUUUAAAGGGAUUGAAACGCACCCAGUUGUGGAUGCUUUGUAUUUUUGUAUUGUGACCAUGUGUACUAUUGGUUAUGGGGACAUUACCCCUGAUAGCACUGCUACCAAGUUGUUCUCCAUUUUUUUUGUGUUGAUUGGUUUUGGUUUUGUUGAUAUCUUGCUUUCUGGGAUGGUUAGUUAUGUUCUUGAUUUGCAAGAGAGUCAUUUGUUGAGGAAUGUUAAGAGAGGAGUCGAAAAGGAAUCUGCUGGUUCAUAUAUAAUUGAUGUGAAGAAAGGGAGAAUGAGGAUAAGAAUGAAGGUGGGGUUGGCAUUAGGUGUUGUGGUUCUUUGUAUAGGAGUUGGUGUCGGUGUUAUGCAUUUUGUUGAGAGGCUAGGAUGGUUGGAUUCACUUUAUCUAUCCGUUAUGUCGGUUACAACCGUUGGAUAUGGUGAUAGAGCAUUCAAUUCAUUGACCGGUCGUAUUUUUGCUUCCAUUUGGUUGCUUGUGUCGACACUAGCUGUCGCUCGCGCAUUUUUGUAUUUGGCUGAGGCAAGAGUGGAUAAGCGGCAUAGGGAGAUGGCAAAGUGGGUGCUUGGUCAGCACAUGACUGUCUCUGAGUUUCUUGCUGCAGACCUUGACAACAAUGGGUUUGUGAGGUACUUCAUUACUUUGUCAGACCCCAUAUUGAACCUUAUUCAUUCCUUGAAUCCCUGGCAAAUUUCCCAAAGUCCUCUAAAAUCCACUGCUUUUUAA